GGCUGACCCUGGUGAUCUCGGUCGUCUGGAACUACAGGGCGGUCACCUCCGUGCACUGCGGCCGGAAGGCGCAGGAGUUCCUGCCGUCCAUCAGCGCGUGCAUCGGUGACUUUAGCACGCAGCGCUGGACCUGGCGCUCUGCGAUGACCCUCUACGUGUGGCAGCGGCUCCUAACCGCGCCGCUAUACUACCGCCUGCUCGGGGAGGCGGCCGGCUUCGGCCCGCUGAACACCGCGCGUUGCGCCGUCUUCUUCACCGAGCAGCUGUGCCUGAUGAUGCUGACGACGGUGUCCUCGUCCGAGAAUCUGGUGAUGCACCAGCUGUACCUGGCGUCGUUCGCCCUGUGCACCGUCGUCGGCAUGUGCAUGACCUACGCGCUGUGCGGUCGCUGGCUGCGUCGGGCCACGGA
Messenger RNA from Prorocentrum cordatum, 409 nucleotides. The record is from the annotation of a GenBank genome assembly. Lineage: Eukaryota; Dinophyceae; Prorocentrales; Prorocentraceae.